AUGAUAUGUAAAUAUGCACCGAUCAAUCAUGUGAUCAUAAAUACAAGGCUCAUUAGAUUGUGGAUUGCUGAAGGAUUUGUUGAGCAUGUCAAAGGGGUCACGCCUGAAGAAGUUGCAAAGAGCUAUAUUAUGGAACUCGUUUUCCGUAACAUGCUACAGGAAAUGUAUCGAGAUUACCACCCAGCAUGUAAGAUGCAUGAUCUUUUGAGGGAGAUUGCUCUGUCUAUAGCAAAAAAAGAAAAGUUUUGCGCUGUACAUGAUGGGAGUGAAAUAGUAGAAGAAACAGGGGCACUCCGUUUGUCAAUUCAAACAACUAAUGGAGAAAUUGGAUCAUGCACAGGUAUAUCACGGCUUCGUUCGUUUCUCGUCUUUGCCACUGGCGUAUCCUCAUUCUCUUUCUCAAAUAAAUUACAAUUUGACCUUAAAUUGUUGAAGGUUCAAGAUUUGGAGGAUGUCCCCCUUGAUAAUCUGCCAGACAAUCUAACGUCAUUAUUCAAUUUAAAAUAUUUAAAUUUGAGUGGAACUCCAAUUAAGGAGCUUCCAGAAUCCAUAGGACAGCUCCGCAACCUUCAAGCGUUGAACAUCAAGAGGACAAAUAUAGAGACACUUCCAAGAGGAAUUUCCAAGUUGCUAAACUUACGCCAUCUAGUUAUGGACUGUAUGAAAGAUGGUUCAAAAUUGAUUGGGGUAAGAAUACCAUUAAGUAUUAGUAAGAUGAAGAAAUUGCAAACUUUGGGAUGCAUUGAAUCUGAAGGAAACAUUAUUAGACUUAUUGGAAAUAUGAGCCAGCUUACGGCCCUUGCAAUUUCAAAUGUGAAAGAAAGAGACGAGGAGGACCUAUGUGCCUCUAUUCAAGAAAUGAAGGUCCUUUCCCAAUUGUGUUUAUGGGUAGCAGAUGGAGAGAAAUUUCUUCGAGUUGACGCAUUGCCUUCAUCGCCUCCCUACCUUGAUAGACUUGAAUUGAGUGGCAAACUGGAAAAGUUACCAGAUUGGUUUAUUUCACUCCACUCUCUCACAUAUUUGAAUCUGUCUGGGUCCAGACUUGAAGAAGAUUUACUAUGUCAUAUUGAAGCAUUGCUUUCUCUACGUUUGCUUUGCCUUGAUAAUUCCCCUGUUAGGAAAGAGUUGUGUUUCAGUAGAGGCUUUUUGAAUCUUAGAUAUUUGGGGGUUUUUAAUUUCUCAUUCUUAAAUAAGGUCACUAUAGAAAAAGGGGUGAUGUCAAAUCUCGAGUUCUUAGACAUUGAUGAGUGCUUGAGAUUAGAGACAUUGCCACAGGGUAUUGAGCACCUUACUAAACUAGAAGGAUACAGAUUUCAGAGUGUUUCAAAGAAAUUUACAGAGUCCAUACAAGGAGGAGGUGUGGAUCAUCCAAGGAUGCUACUUGUCCAAGAGAGAUGUAAGAAGCCGACGUAA
Prunus avium (sweet cherry) is the source of this 1413-nucleotide messenger RNA. Lineage: Eukaryota; Viridiplantae; Streptophyta; Magnoliopsida; Rosales; Rosaceae. The record is from RefSeq and is a predicted model, not a curated record.